Microtus oregoni (creeping vole) is the source of this 5937-nucleotide messenger RNA. RefSeq names its product somatostatin receptor 4 (gene Sstr4). The record is from RefSeq and is a predicted model, not a curated record. The transcript has a single exon. The coding region runs from base 496 to 1650 and encodes 384 amino acids. Gene Ontology annotation, cellular component: neuron projection; membrane. NCBI's taxonomy places the organism in Eukaryota, Metazoa, Chordata, Mammalia, Rodentia, Cricetidae. Gene Ontology annotation, biological process: cellular response to glucocorticoid stimulus; neuropeptide signaling pathway. Gene Ontology annotation, molecular function: neuropeptide binding; somatostatin receptor activity.
UGCUAGGAUGAUGCCCCUGCACGCUUGGACAAUCUGGGACGACUCCGGAUACUUGAGUAUCCAGAGAACUGCUGGUAGCUAACAGGUCGUGGUUGUGGAGAACCAAGAUCCCAAGGGGAGAGGAUCUGAAAGGCUGAGGGGAGGGGUGUGAUCUAGGGACACAGCAGAGUUUUGGCGUGAGGGCAAAGCUGGCAGCCUGGCAGGAGACUGCGGGUAGGAGAAGCCUGAGUAGAGCCUAGAGCUCCGCUGGCAGAACAGACCGCACCUGAGACCCGGCUCGUGGAGGGAGGGGCGUGCGAAGGGCGAACGGAGCUCCCGCGGCCGGGGGGCGCGCGGCAGCGCGGGGAUUGGAGGGCGCUCGCGGGCCCCGCGCGCUACUUAGGCGGAGCGGUGGAGCAGAGCUUGUGCGCGCGACCCCAACCCGCUGCUUGGUCCUUGGCGCACCGCUCAGCUGCUCCACCGUGUUCCGGCGCCUGGGGUAAGUACCCCCAAAGCAUGAACGUGCCCUCAACACUGCCCCCCGGGGUCGAGGACAUCACUUGGACCCCUGGGACCAACGCCAGCAGCGCUCCGGACGACGAGGGAGAUGCGGUGCGGUCCGACAGCACAGGGACAGCGGGCAUGGUUACUAUCCAGUGCAUAUAUGCGCUCGUGUGCCUGGUGGGUAUGGUGGGCAACGCCCUGGUCAUCUUCGUGAUCCUACGCUAUGCCAAGAUGAAGACAGCCACAAACAUCUACCUGCUCAACCUGGCGGUCGCCGACGAACUCUUCAUGCUGAGCGUGCCAUUCGUGGCGUCGGCGGCCGCCCUGCGCCACUGGCCCUUCGGGGCUGUGUUGUGCCGCGCAGUGCUUAGCGUGGACGGCCUAAACAUGUUCACCAGUGUCUUCUGCCUCACCGUGCUCAGCGUGGACCGCUAUGUGGCUGUAGUGCACCCUUUGCGCGCCGCCACCUACCGGCGGCCCAGCGUGGCCAAGCUAAUCAACCUGGGAGUGUGGCUAGCAUCCUUGUUGGUCACCCUGCCCAUUGCAGUCUUCGCUGACACCAGGCCUGCUCGCGGGGGCGAGGCCGUGGCUUGCAAUCUGCACUGGCCUCACCCAGCCUGGUCUGCAGUCUUCGUGAUCUAUACUUUUUUGUUGGGCUUCCUACUCCCGGUUCUGGCCAUCGGUCUAUGCUAUCUGCUUAUUGUGGGCAAGAUGCGUGCGGUGGCCUUGCGGGCUGGCUGGCAGCAACGGAGGCGCUCAGAGAAGAAGAUUACGAGGCUCGUGUUGAUGGUAGUGACCGUCUUUGUGUUGUGCUGGAUGCCCUUUUAUGUUGUGCAGCUUCUGAAUCUGUUUGUCACCAGCCUCGAUGCCACAGUCAACCAUGUGUCCCUCAUCCUCAGCUAUGCCAACAGCUGUGCCAACCCCAUUCUCUAUGGCUUCCUCUCUGACAACUUCCGGCGCUCUUUCCAGCGGGUUCUGUGCCUGCGCUGCUGUCUCCUGGAAACGACUGGAGGUGCAGAGGAAGAGCCCCUGGACUAUUAUGCCACUGCUCUCAAAAGCAGAGGGGGUGCAGGAUGCAUAUGCCCUCCACUGCCCUGCCAGCAGGAGCCCUUGCAAACAGAACCUGGCUGCAAGCAAGUCCCUUUCACCAAGACUACUACUUUCUGAAGACCGUUGGCACCCUUCCUCAGCUCACCUGCAAACUGGUCAUGGCCUCCCUCUCAGCCCAGUAACUUUAAGAACAACCCUUGUUUUCACUAAGCCAGCCCUUUGCAGCAGUCUGUGCUGUCUCCAGGAGCCCCAGGACUCCUGCUAGCCCCUCUCCUAGGACUGGCUUUAAGGACACUUGCGUGGGGGUAGGACUCCUCUGGGAACUGGUUAGAGUACCAGCCAUUCCUGAACGUCUGGUAGUUUUUUCAGGGGUGAGAAACAGGAGGUAGCCAGAAAGGAAUGUCUACCCUUGUGUGACUUGUGAUAGUGACUGCUUGGAAGAGCCCUGGGAGGGUGAGGUAGGCAGAGCCCCUUCCCGCUGCAGGCUCUUUGCCUUAUGGGAGUAGGGGAGUGCACAUGGCGAGGCAGGAGAUGAUAAGACCCCUCCAAGAGCUUUCCCUCUGCGUCUGUUUGAGACUCUUGUUGCUAAGUGAGAGGUCUAUGCAACAGCUGAGUGUACUUGCUUUGUCACCCCCCAAGUGUCUCCCGGUUGUCAAGAGGCCAGUAGCAGACUUCCUGCGAGUGCAAAGGGUUUAUAGAAAUACAAUGUGGGGGUUGUUGCAACGCGUAAAACUUCUGGUCAGGAAUUAAAAGGCAGAAAGGAUAAAAAUCUCAUCUGCUGCAACUUUUUCCCCACCUCCUUCCCUGGCUACAGGAAUAGGAAGCCUCAUUAAAGCCCAAGUAAUGCUGUGGGGGAGGGGGUGUCAGGAAAAGACCAGAGAAAUAGGGUGGAGGGGAAACAGACUGUGUUUUGACACCAGAUGCUGACCACAGGGAAAGGGCGUCAUCCCCGUGAGCCUGGUAAGUUAACCACAGCUCCAAUGAUCUUUCCCCUGAGAAGGAUUCACAGCCUAUGAGAGCUUUACUUCUGCUCCAGGAGUGGGAGAAGCCAGGCAGAUGCUGUGUCUGAGUGAGGACUGGUUGAUUGCAGCCCAGAUCUGUACAGCAGAAGAUCCUGCUGAGUUGCCCUGACCCCGAGCUGGUGGUACUUGAAUAAUAAGUCAAGAGGGGCAGGAGGAAGACAAGGGUAGUCAACUGGGCAGUUUCUACAGCUGUCUGGAAGACAAGGGUGGUCUUUAAAAGAAAAAUACCUAUUAUCCUGGAAAAGAUAUCUCUGUGUGUUCUAGGGCAGUCAGCGUGAGUUCUGUUGGGAAGCUAAUGGGAAUCCAGGCUGGCCCGAGAGGCAGGGUAAGGCCUAAGGAAAUGCCUUGCCACCAUGUGGGUUACAAGUGCAUCUCCGAGAGCCUGGGAGAAACAGGAGGUGACCUUUUCUGGGCUGCUUGCCCAGAGCCAUGACUUGUGUGGCAGUAGCAGUGCCUGGUAUGUGGGAAAUGGACAAGAGAGCUGAAUUCUGGUUCCAGGCACAAAUGUCUUAUGACCCAAGUGGCGCACCCAGGCCAGGUCUUCAGAAUUCUCUUAUCUGGAAAUGUCAACAGGUCCUUGUAGUGUGGAGACUCUUUUGUUGAUGCUGUUCUUUCUGUUGUUUUGUCAUUGUUGCCGCUUGUUCUGUUGCUGUUGUUUGAGACAAGAUAAGGUAACAUAAAGUAACAUCAGCCAUAGUAGCUAAGGAUGACCUUGAACUUCUGAUCCUCCGAUAUCUACAUCCUGGGUGUUGGGAGGACAGUGUGCAACCCCCUGUCCAUUUUAUAUACAGUGUUAGGGAGAGAACUCAGAGCCUCACGCUGGGUGAGCAGGCACUCCACCACUGAGCUACAGUCUCAGCCCCACAUGGUGACCCUUACAGCACUAACCUUAACUUUUUUUUUUUUUUUUUUUUGGCUAGAAAUUCCAACUUCUUCACUGACAGUAGAAAUGAUAGAAGCCUAUGUUAAGUGUUGGAUAUGUAACUGUAGGAUUCUUCUCCAAAUGCAGUUAGCUAGAUGGCCUAAGAAUGACAAUGUUGAUUGCGGGUGUAUCAGAGGGUUGUGUAGGAGUAUGUGGAAGCCAACGGGAUCUGCUAACCAGGUGAGCUUCCCUUACCUAUAGAAGAACUGCAUUGCCAGACCUCUUCCAUACCCGAGGCCACGACUGUGGAUUGGAAAUCUCUAAAUAGUGCACCGCCCCUUUGGUUUCACUAGCAUGGAUACACACGUUUACACACAUGCGCAUACCAUUCCUAACUGGUCAUUACUUCCCGCAGUCACCCUGGGCAUGCAGGACAAGUCAGUCAGUCUGUGGGUCUUGCAUAAGUAACAGCAACUUCUUGUAAGUUGUUAGAUGAAAUUGUUUCUUUCUCUGUCCCUGAUGUCUGGCAGAGGGGACACCUGAUAAAUAUGCUUGAACGUCACUGCAAGGAUCACCUAGUGGGAAAUUUUGACUGUAGCAAAAUUUGCCUAGUUUGAGUGGGUCUGGAGUUCCUUUUUUCAGCCUCCCCAAGACAUGCUUGUUUGCCUGGAAAAAGACUAAUUCCAUUUAUUAAUGCAAGAUCUUAACAGGGAUUAAUGGUGGCUGAGGGGCCAAUACCUUCAAGCUGGAGAGUCGCCAAUGAUAACAGAAAGAAAGCAUCAGCUUUAGCUAGCUCAUGAGCAGGACUUCCUGCUCUCCAGCCUGCUUCCCACUCUUACUAUAUGUACAAAAGAAAGAUUUGCAUUCUAAGCUCUUCUGUUUUGUCUGUGCUACCGCAGAAUCUCGACAUUAAUCCCAGCAAAUCGGGACCUGGUGACACUUGCCUGGUAGAUUGUAAGUGGCAACUCACCACCAUUUCUCACACUCUUAUCCUGAAUGACAGUACAGGCUUAAAUUCUCUGAGCAUAGAUGUCAGAAUUCUGAGUCUGUGUUUGCUGAAACAACGCUGCUGGGUUAGUCAGCACCACACCCCAAAACUCGACUUUUGGGUCCAUGUGCAGGGAGAUGUCUUCAGUGACAGUAUGCUGAGGGUGUCUCUUGGUGACACAAGCAGCUUCCAGGCAACAUGGUGAGUCAGUAUGGUGUGGAACUUGGAAAUGAUUGGCAAAGACCGGCAUUAACCAAGUAACAAUAUAAAUUAAAGGAUAAUUGAAUUCCAAGCUAAAAUAAGAACCAUGCCAUGGCUGGAGAUGCAUCUUAAUGGUGGACUGUUUGCCUGGCAUGUGCAAGGCUCUGGUUUCAUUCCUAGCAACACACACACAAACUAUUCAAAGAAGGAAUUUGGUUCCCAUGAGCUAAAACGAUAGAGUCAGCCCUGCUCUUGUAGCAGGUAUUCCUGGGACAGUGAGGAGGAGGGACUAGGGUGGUGUGGAGGCUUCUCUGUGUGUUAUUAUUCAAAUUAGACUUUCUUUAGUCAUUUUGUGCAGGCAGUGAUCUCUCUUCUGCUCUUCUGAUGAAAACAUCAUUUGCCGAAGGGAAAAUUCACCCUUCCCAGGUGUGCUGUUCUAUGACUGCUGAUGCACAGUUGCAAUUUCGAAGUUGUCACCGCAAUCAAGAGAGACACAGAGCCCAUCCUCAUUGCUCUCUUUGUGAUCUGUAGCCUACCGAGGCGGACCACAGGGAAGACAAGAAGCACGCAAAAUUACAAUGAGGCUCUCCCUAAAUCUUGGGUGCUGCCCCCAUUAUGCCAGCCCUGGGCCCCUCCUAUAACCAAGGAGAACUCAGCCCAGAGACUCAGGCAGCUGCAGCCUGCCUUUUAGUUCUAAACCUGGAAGAUGUGUUGUGGAUUUCAGAAAGCUUUUGCAGAAACAGGGACGUUGAAUACACAUGUUCCUGGGCAAAGCAAAGCUGCGGAUUCCCUAUGGACCUGUAACCUUUGGAACACUGGAGGAGGAAUGUGGUUCCUUCCAGGCCAGGAACCCAUGCUCCCUUCCUGAAAGAACAGUGAGGGUAUUGUGGCAAUCUCGCUCUAGGCGGUCUGACCAGGCUUCAGUUUCUCUUGCUGCCAGUGCUGGAUUACUGCAGAACCACCUUUUAGGAGGAGAGGGAAAACCCAGAUGGCAGUUAAACAUCUGCAAAGAAUCUGGGAUGUUUGUGUUUGCGGCUUAUACCUGUGGACCAGGAUUUUCAACUUGUAGCAGGAGAGAAGGGCAGAGACUGGGGUCAAAUUAGCAUGUGAAAGAGGCUAGAGGGCUGAAGGGAAGACUAGCGACCCCUUCCCACCAAAGCUGAGGUGUAACAAACAGAGCCUGUGCAAUACACAAAGGAGGGGUGGCUUCUAUAAGGUCCCUUCCAAUCUGUGAGACAGGACAUGGGUACCCUUGAGCUACUGACCUUUCUCCCAGCCCUGGCCCACUUCCUCCCCUGGAAGUGCUUUCUUCCUUAAUAAACUUGUUCUGC